AUGGCGCGCUCACACAUCGCAGUCGCACUGGGUGCGGCCCUGGUUGCCUCGUUGAUCAUCGCCCAGCUCGUUAUCAACCUCGGAUUCCCCGUCGUCGACUUCUGGCAUGCGCGCCUCGAUCAGACGUACACUGGAGCCCAGCAGGAUGUCUUCAACAGUGAGAAGCAGGAUGGAGGGCAGGCUGGCGAUGCUUCUUCGUACCUUAUCGGCGUUGGCAAGGCGGAUAUCACUGGUCCCGUCGUCGAGCUUAACAUGAUGGGCUACGCCAACUCGUCGCAAAUCGGAUCUGGACUCCGCCAACGCCUCUACUCCCGCGCCUUCAUCGUCGGCAACCCGGACGAAGCCAGCGAACGCUUCGUGUACCUCGUCCUCGACACACAGUCUGGAGACACUGCCAUCCGAAAUGGCAUCUUGGAAGGGCUUCAGGCCAUGGGCUCCGAAUACGCUGUAUACGGGAAGAACAAUGUCGCCGUGACUGGCACGCACAGCCAUGCCGGACCGGGAGCCUGGUUGAACUACCUCCUCCCGCAGAUCACAAGUCAGGGUUUCGACAAGCAGAGCUAUCGUGCGAUCGUGGACGGAACACUUUUGUCUAUCAAGAGGGCGCAUGAAGGACUCACCCUGGGAACUGUUAGCGCUGGCAGUGCGAAGAUUGCUGAUGCGAACAUCAACCGCAGUCUGUUCGCCUACCUCGCCAACCCCCAAGCAGAACGCGAUCGCUACACAGACAAUGUCGACAAGACUAUGACACUUCUGAAGUUCACGAGAGCCAGUGAUGGAAAGAGCAUUGGCAUCUUGAAUUGGUUCCCUGUCCAUGGCACCAGUAUGCUAGGAAAUCAGACGCUCAUUGCUGGAGACAACAAGGGCGUGGCCGCAUACUUGCUGGAGAAGGACAUGGAGGCUAAUGCGGCCGACUCAAAUGCUGCCGAGGGCUUUGUGGCAGGCUUCUCGCAAGCCAACGUCGGUGACACGACCCCCAACGUACUCGGCGCCUAUUGCGAAGACGGGUCAGGUCAGCAGUGCCGACUCAACGACAGCACCUGCGGAGGAAAGAGCCAGGACUGCCAUGGCCGUGGACCCUUCUUCGGUCUGGACGACGGAGGCCACAAGUCCUGCUACGAGAUCGGCAGGCGCCAGGCCGAGGGUGCGAGGAGCAUCUACGACUUCAAUGCCUUCACGCCCAUCUCCGGCAAAGUCCGCUCGUUCCACACCUAUGUCGACUUCUCCAACUUCACUUUCACCCUUGGGAAUGGAUCCGUCGUCCAUACAUGUCCCGCAGCCAUGGGUAACUCCUUCGCAGCCGGCACAUCAGACGGCCCCGGCGCAUUUGACUUUGUCCAGAACGACCCCGGUGCGCCCUCAAAUCCCUUCUGGAACCUCGUCGGCAGCGCCAUCGCACCACCAAGCAAAGAGCAAAAGGAGUGCCAGUACCCCAAGCCCGUCUUACUGAACGUCGGCCAAGCCAACGUACCAUACCCCUGGUCCCCAAACAUCGUCGACAUCCAAGUCCUGCGUGUCGGCCAGCUCGUCAUCAUCGUCUCCCCCGGCGAAGCAACAACCAUGUCCGGCCGCCGCUGGCGCGAAGCCGUCCACAACGCCGUCGUCUCCUCCGACAUCGCCACCUCGCCCAUUGUGGUCCUAGGCGGCCCAGCAAACAGCUACACGCACUACAUCGCCACGGAAGAAGAAUACGGCAUCCAGCGCUACGAAGGCGCAUCCACUCUCUACGGGCCCCACACCCUAAACGCCUACAUCAACGCCACACUAACCUACCUCCCCUACCUAUCCGACUCCUCCCUCCAACCCCCUCCGCCCGGCCCCUCGCCCCCGGACAACCGCGACAAAUCCAUCUCCCUCAUCACCGGCGUCGUCUACGACGGCCCCGGCUUCGGCCGCUCCUUCGGCCAAGUCACAAAAGACGUCCUGCCCACAUACGCCCGCGGCGCCACCGUCUCCGCGACGUUCGUCGGCGCGAAUCCGCGUAACAAUCUCCGUCUUGAAGGCACGUUUGCUGCUAUAGAGAAACAGAGCAGUGAUAGUGAUGGUGAUGGUGGUGGGACGUGGACGCAGGUUAAGAACGACGAGGAUUGGGAGGUCGUCUAUCAGUGGAAGAGGGUGAAUGGGCUUACGGGCACGAGUGAUGUGACGAUUAGUUGGGAUACGGCGGUUAUGGGGGUGGAGAAGGGGAGGUACAGGAUUAGGUAUUAUGGGGAUGCUAAGAAAGUUGGGGGAGCGGUUGAGGAGUUUGAGGGGGUUAGUGGGGUUUUUGAGGUGCAGUGA
Alternaria infectoria is the source of this 2280-nucleotide messenger RNA. RefSeq lists its product as uncharacterized. Gene Ontology annotation, molecular function: N-acylsphingosine amidohydrolase activity. Lineage: Eukaryota; Fungi; Ascomycota; Dothideomycetes; Pleosporales; Pleosporaceae. Gene Ontology annotation, biological process: sphingosine biosynthetic process; long-chain fatty acid biosynthetic process; ceramide catabolic process. The coding region runs from base 1 to 2280 and encodes 759 amino acids. Gene Ontology annotation, cellular component: extracellular region. The transcript has 2 exons. The record is from RefSeq and is a predicted model, not a curated record.